UUAAAAAGAACUAUCACUUCUACAAAGGCAAACUGCAAGUGUGGAAGGACUUUUCGGUUACUCGUGGGAAAGUAAUAAGAGUUUGAUUUAAAGUUAUAAACUUAUUCAUCAUCAUGGCUCCUCCUAGCUAUGGAGAUAUGGGCAAACAAGCCCGGGACAUUUUCAACAAGAAUUAUCAUUUUAAUCUUGUGAAAUUGGACUGUAAAACUAAAACUUCUGGAGGCAUGGAGUUUUGUGUCUCUGGUUCCUCAAACACUGAAAGUGGAAGAGUAACUUCUUCACUCGAAUCUAAAUACAAGGUUCCUGAACAUGGCUUAACUUUUAAAGAAAAAUGGAAUACAGAUAAUAUUCUGUCAACUGAAAUCACAUUGGAAGAUAAACCAGUAAAAGGAUCAAAAUUUACUCUUGAUACUAACUUUGUGCCACAGACUGGCAGCUACAGGGGAAGAAACUCGUCAAGUGGAAAAAGGAAAAAGAAAAAAUCUGCUGUUUUAAAGAGUACUUUUAAAGCUGAAAACAUUCAUUUGAAUGCUGAAACUGAUUUAGAUAUUAAGGCUCCUGCACUUCAUCUUUCGACAGUUUUGGGUUUACAUGGUUGGUUAGUUGGAGCCCAGAGUGCUUUUGAUAUUAGCAAACAUACAAUUAAAAAAUGUAAUUUUGCUGUUGGCUAUGCAACUAGCGAUUUUGUUCUGCAUACAAAUGUAAAUGAUGGUCAAGAGUUUGGUGGAUCUGUGUAUCAAAAAGUUAAUCCCAAUUUAGAAACUGGAGUGCAGCUGGCAUGGUCUGCAGGAAAUAAUGCAACUUCUUUUGGUCUGGGAUGUGUUUACAGCCUUGAUAAAAACACAUCUUUGAGAGCAAAAAUCAAUAACUCCAGCCAAAUUGGAUUAGGAAUAACUCACAAACUGAGAACUGGUAUUCAGUUAUCAUUAUCUGCUAUGAUUGAUGGCAGGAGCUUCAACCAAGGAGGUCAUAAGCUUGGUUUAGGAUUAGAUCUUGAAGCUUAAUUUAUUCAAUCUGCAACAGUCACUUAGUGGUGCACAUUUUUUUCAGUCCUGUUUUAGGGUUAAUUUAAAAUGUUUUGAAAUAGUUUCAUAAAUAUAAACUUGCUAAAGUAUUCUACAUAGAUCUGAAAGUUAGCAUUUAGCAAAAAGUAUCAAAAUAGGUAAAAAUUAUGAACAUUUGCUGACAACUUUAUGAUACAUGAGCUUAUUUUUAAAUCAUAUAUUCUGUAUCAUUAAAUAUGGAGUAUAAAAAUAAUUGGAUCAAAUUUUGAUUUCGUGUUUUUCCCAAAGAGUGUUGAUUAUCUUUCUUUUAAUUUUUCAACAGUAUGGUUAAUUAACUGUAGAAUCUCUUCAUUUUAGAUGCAUUCACAUCAUUUAAGUGUUUUUCAUUUUCCGUUUAAUCAUUUAUUUAUAGUCAGCACUAUUUUUCCUGUAAAUUUAGCAUGCAUUGUGAAUCUGUAUUGCUUGUUCUACAAAUAAAUUUGAUAUUUUCAAAGCUC
Molecule: messenger RNA, 1501 nt
Organism: Stegodyphus dumicola
Lineage: Eukaryota; Metazoa; Arthropoda; Arachnida; Araneae; Eresidae
Product: non-selective voltage-gated ion channel VDAC2-like
Biological process (GO): monoatomic anion transmembrane transport
Cellular component (GO): mitochondrial outer membrane
Molecular function (GO): voltage-gated monoatomic anion channel activity
Source: RefSeq, a predicted model, not a curated record